GAUCCUUUGUCUAAUUAACUGUGCAGCACUGCUACUCGUCCGGUACAGUCCCACCGAUUUUCCCCCUUUCUCCUUCAUUUCCUCCGGCUUGAAGUCUCCACUUUUUUCGUUUUGGUCUUUGCUUUCUGUUACUCCCCUAAUUGCUCAAUCAUUGGAACCCUAAAGUGGUCUCUCUCAAAAUUCUUCAUUCCCCCGCCUGCUUAUUACGUUUUCAACCUCAAUUUCCACAUAGAUCGCGCUCGCGCCUCGCUUCUGCUGGGUUUAUGCAGGUUGAAUUCAUCAAUGACAUAGCAGCUUGCUGCUCGGUUGCAGCUCUGACAGAGGUACGGAGUUCCAAGUGCUCCUGGGCCUCAUACGGAGUGUAAUUGUGUGGUUUGAUUUCUCGCGCGGUAGGGUUGUGAUUUGUGAUGGCUGCCGUAUGUAAGGCGGAGGCUGCUGCGGUUGUGCCGGAGCAGUUCCCGGUUGGGCUCAGGGUGCUAGUAGUUGACGACGACCUUCUUUGCCUCAGAAUUAUAGAGCAAAUGCUUCGCAAGUGCAAGUACAAUGUAACCAUUUGUUCCCAAGCAACUGCAGCAUUAAACUUAUUACGGGAAAGGAGAGGCUGUUUUGACAUUGUGAUAAGUGAUGUCCAUAUGCCUGAUAUGGAUGGAUUCAAACUUCUUGAGCAUGUUGGGCUGGAAAUGGACCUUCCUGUUAUAAUGAUGUCAGCAGAUGGAAGAACUAACCUUGUCAUGAGGGGAAUUCGACAUGGGGCUUGUGAUUAUCUGAUUAAGCCUAUACGUGAUGAGGAGUUGAAGAAUAUCUGGCAGCAUGUUGUUAGGAAGAAGUGUAAUCUAAGUAAAGAAAAUGACCAUUCUGGCAGCUUUGAAGAUAAUGAUCAGCCUAAACAGGGAGGUGAUGAUGCUGAGCAUGCUUCUUCUGUUAUUGAAGGAGCUGAUGGAGUCUUGAAAACGGUGAAAAAGAAAAGAGAUUUUAAAGAUGAUGAUGACGAUGAUGAUGAUGAUGAAAUAGAAAAUGAUGACCCAGCUAAUGCAAAGAAACCACGUGUGGUUUGGUCAGUGGAACUUCAUCAACAGUUUGUUAGUGCUGUUAACCAACUUGGGAUUGACAAGGCUGUACCUAAGAGAAUCCUAGAAUUAAUGAAUGUUCCUGGUUUAACAAGAGAAAAUGUUGCUAGCCACUUGCAGAAAUUUAGGCUUUAUUUGAAACGGCUGAGUGGAGUUGCUCAACAACAGGGUGGCCUUCCUAAUUCCUUUUGUGGACCAAUUGAACCAAAUCCAAAGCUGGGUUCUUUGGGGAGAUAUGAAAUUCAAGCACUAGCAGCCUCCUGCCAAAUUGCUCCACAAACUUUGGCAGCUAUUCAUGCUGAGCUUUUAGGGCGACCUACAAGUGGUCUAGUUUUGCCAACAAUUGACCAUCCAGCUCUGCUACAAGCAUCUCUGCCAGCCACAAAAUACAUUCUUGAUGAUCAAGCUGUGGCUUAUGGUCAGCCUCUGAUGAAGUGCCCACCAAACAUUUCCAAACAAUUUACUCAACAUUUGUCAGCAGAGGAUAUUCCUUCAGGUGUCGUAGCUUGGCCCCCCAAAAAUGUUUGUGUGGUUCCCAGCAUCAAUCUUAGUGGUCUAGGUGCUCAAAAUGGUAAUAUGUUAACCACAAUGAUGCAACACCAUCAACAACAGCAAAAACAGCAACAAAUGGAGCAACAUCAGAAGUUAUCUACUAUUCCAGAGUCCUGCCGUCCGGUUAAUGUGCGGCCUUCAUGCCUAGUGGUUCCAUCUCAGUCUUCAGCCAAUUUUCAAGUCACAAAUAGUCCUGCUUCAAUCAGCCAGACCAGCAGUUUUAGCAAAAGUAAUGUAAUGGAUUCUAGAAUUCUUUCUCCACAAUCAGGUAAUUCUUCUUCAGGUGCUGGGGAAGUAGCAAAUUGGAAACAGAAACUCCCAUGUAGGUCUAAUAUGCUUUGCGCUACAGGUUCUCUCUCUCCAUCUCUCUCAUCAUGCUCUACGAAUGCUGACAACAGUGCUAGCUGGCAAGUUCAGAACUCAGCAUGUAUCAUUGGUGCUUCUAGACAUGCGGCAGGUGUUGUGCCUAACAUUACUAGCAUCCCUGUUCCGGACAAUCACAAAUCAAAUCAAUUGCUUGACCAGGGACCGAUUAGGAAUCUUGGGUUUGCCAGUAGGGGAUCAUCCAUUCCUAGUCGCUUUGCUAUUGAUGAAUCUGAAUCACCACCAAUAAGUAACAUAUAUCAUUCAAGAAUCUAUAAGGAAACCAAUACAUGCAAAGUGAAGCAGGAGCCAGAUGUGAAUAUUGCUGACAAUGCUAAAGUUAGUGUCCAAACGCUGCAAAGAAUUCCUCCAAAUGACUUCAUGAGUGUUUUUCAGUGAUUAGGGUUAUCCUUUCUGCUGUAAGGUGUCCAAUGUUGCUUUGAAAUUAUAAUGUUCAAUGCUAGGGAAGGUCCCGAAGGAUUAGGAAAGCACUUGCUCGUGAUUUUCUUGUGGUAAUAGAAUCCAUUUUACGAUCAUCAACUGCAGAAUAAGGGUAAGUAAUAGUUUUGGCCUUGGUGUAUUUAGUGAACUGAUAUUUAGGAAGAAGAUCAAUGGCAUAAUAGUGUCCAUUGGGUGCAAGUUUCUGGGUAGGUUCUACAAAUAUUAGGGCAAGUAUUUAAUAUUUUGCCUGCCUUAGUAAUAUUUAGGGAAUAAGUCAAAGAUUAUGUAAGAAUAUUCACAUGACUGCCCCUUUUGCUUUUGUAAUUGUGUAGUGGGCUCAUUCAUUACUUGUGCCCAAUCCAAAUAGUGUAAUUUUUGGAGUUAUGUUAUUUUUCGAAAUAUAUUUGUGUAUAGGUACA
Molecule: messenger RNA, 2842 nt
Organism: Ipomoea triloba (trilobed morning glory)
Lineage: Eukaryota; Viridiplantae; Streptophyta; Magnoliopsida; Solanales; Convolvulaceae
Product: two-component response regulator ORR21
Exons: 6
Coding region: 408-2381 (657 amino acids)
Biological process (GO): phosphorelay signal transduction system; cytokinin-activated signaling pathway
Molecular function (GO): DNA binding; DNA-binding transcription factor activity
Source: RefSeq, a predicted model, not a curated record